Empidonax traillii (willow flycatcher) is the source of this 8798-nucleotide messenger RNA. RefSeq names its product zinc finger CCCH-type containing 13 (gene ZC3H13). The coding region runs from base 3651 to 8603 and encodes 1650 amino acids. Gene Ontology annotation, molecular function: metal ion binding. The transcript is spliced from 20 exons. Gene Ontology annotation, cellular component: nuclear speck. Lineage: Eukaryota; Metazoa; Chordata; Aves; Passeriformes; Tyrannidae. The record is from RefSeq and is a predicted model, not a curated record.
GGUUAUCAUGGGUCUUGUUUAUGUAUGGAAAAGUGAUACUUUACAGUUAAAAUCUUAGCUAUAGAAUUUAUUUUAGGAGGAUGAAAUUAACCUCACUUAGUGGUAGUACGCUGUUUCAGAAGUUGCAGAUACUUCAGUGCCCCUAAGUAGAUUUGGCAAUUAAUGUCAUGUACUUGAAGUGCAUAAUUUUUGACUUAGACAUUUUUUUAAUUUUUUUUUUUAAUCAUGGUAGUAAUUAUUUGAACUAUUAAGAAGUCUCAAGGCUCAGUCCACACUGAUACUCAGUGCUGUCUAAUCCAUGUGAAUAUUUGAUAAGGAGAUGGUAAUACAGAGGCAGACAUUUGAUGGAAAGUCAUUGCACUGGCUGUCAGUGUGGGAUUGAUAGCAGGGACUGUGAUCAUCAGUGGUAAAACAACGUAAGGUGAAGAUGUGUGAGAACUGAGUGAGUUACGGCAAUCUUUAUGGGUUGUUCCGUUUAAAGUGUUCUUGACUGUCCAUUAAUGUGCAGACUGAGAAAUUUGGAAAUUUGGAAAAUUUGGAAAUUUUUUCCCCUCACAGUACUUGUUUGUGAGCAAAGAAGAUUGUCAGAAACACAAAAACUGUCAUUAUACAUCUGAAAUUUUCAAUAUUGUUUUAAUAGUCCAUUUAUUUUUCCAACUUGCUUGGUCUUCAAAGAAUGAAAAUGCAUCUGCAUUUUCAGGUGCAGUCUCUCAAAUGCAGUGUUUGACGUAGUGAAAAUUCCUCAGUUUGCCUCUGUCUGGACUCUAAUCUUGCAGCCUUUGGUAACAGUUAUAUUCGCUUAACGGUGAAAUGUCUUGCAGUUCUUGUUGCACGAGUGAGGUUCUCAUGUGAUAUGUGCAUACAGAAAGGAAUAUGCUGUGCACUCACAGCAUGCAGGUUUUGUUUGCUUAGAGUAAUCUAUCAUAAAUAUCCCUUCUGUUAAUAAAAUAUGUUGUUAAUUGCAAACUGGUGGAUAUGGGCCAAAACAGAAGAAUAGAAUUGGCACAGCGCUACCAGAAGCACUAUGUUUUUUCAUUUCUCAUUCAAGUCUUGUUUUGUUUAUUUGUUUGUUUUAAAUAGGGGAUUUUACAAACCUUAGAAGAUUGAGGGUUGGAUGGUAUUCUUCUUAAUUUCCUUAUGGGAAAUUAUUGUCCAAAUACAGGGAAGAAUGCAGUUGGAAUUAAAUUAUCUGUUCAGUUAUGAUGAUGCUGCCCCCUUCAUCCUCUUUGUGCUUAUAAAAAUCCUUUUAAGCCUAGUCAUCAUCAUAACUUCCUAUAGAAGUUAAUUCCAAAAAGGAACUAUAUGCUGAGUAAAAAGUAACAUUCCAAACAAAAAUUUUGCCUCUAUUUCUUUGAAAAUCAAAGUACAUUCAAAUGGAGAGGCAAAAUGAAUGUAUUUUUUCUGUAUACUACUACCAUAUCAGUGUGAACUGUACUUAUGUAUUAGAUGCACUCAUCUGUCCUUCUUGUGUUGAAUGCUCUCCUUAUGCCAUUGCCAGUGUCAUUUUUCUAACACUUUUUAUUUCAGAUAUGGCUCUUUUAACUGUAAAUAUUUAAACCAAAUUCAGUAGUUGUUAUAUGAUUGUCUUAUUAAAAAUGCUUUUGCAUGUGUCAGUUGAUUUUUAUAUCCUCUACUAAAGGGUGUGGCUGGGUGAAACUGUAGAAAUUUAGUAGGUUUUUUCCUGACAUUCAGUGAGAAUCCUGAAAUGGAAAGGUGCUCAGCUAGGUGAGACAUGGUGUUGUUUUGCUUUCUAACUUUAAUGGUUUAUCCUGUCAGACUUUAAAACUACUGCUGCACAUUGAGCUGUCCACAAUGACUCCUAAUUAUUUUUCUCAGAAGACUGGACUAAUUUGAUCUCAUCAAAUAUUUAGAUAAAAUCAUUUCUCCUUGUGUGCAUUGCAUUAUAUUUAUUUGCAUUUCAUCUGCUGUUGUAUUACUCAAUUCUCUAACUCAGAUCUUCCUGGAAAUCUCUGUUCUCCACAGUUUUUACUAACCCAAAUAAUUUCAUACUACUGGCAAAUUCUACUGUUUGACUGUCUGCUUCCACUAAUUGAUGUUAACCAUUGUUUUUAAUGUUUGGUAUACACCAUAUGGUUAACUUUCACUCUCCCUGAGCAUCUUGGUUAAUGUCUUGAUUAUCUGAACCUUACGUAUGAGAUAAAAUUCUUCAGAUAAUCAGAGGCUUGGAGAAGUAGAGUAGAGCUCUACUGAGAAAUCUCAAGUUCAUGGUGUAAGCUUGCUUUCUUCUGUUGUUUAUAAAGGAGCUAAAGUGCUUAGCAAGAGCUUCAGCACAGCAUUCUGUUUGUAGAAAGUGCACAGGUGUCAGAAUCCUAAGGAAGUAUUGUCAUGGAAGGAACUGUAGGGUUCAGAUAAUGAAGUGUCCAUGUUUAUGCAUUGUAAUAUUUUUUUCCUGUGAAAUGUAAUCUUACAAUCUGAAUACUGUGGGGACAUAUUGCCGAUCAGAUGGUAAAAAUGUGUAUUAGUCAACUCUGGUGGAUGUUAGUUUAAAUUUAUAUUAUUCUGACUCUAUGUAUGAACUUUUUGACAUUUGUAAUCUAUUAGCGUAUGAGAAAUUAGCUUAAGAGUGUGCGUGUGUUCUAAAUGCAGUGACGCAUGGAUAGGAGCAGAAGGGUAGGAAGAUUAGUGUUUGGCUAAUCAUGCUCUGCUGACUAAAGAGAGUGAUGGCACUUUGCAGUUCAACAAAGAGGUGGUUUUCUGAGCUGUAUAUAAAUUGUCUCGCACCUGACAGAUGUUCCCAAAUUGAUUUUAUUUCUGUUUAGAUCAAGUAGCAUGUAAAGAAUGGACAAUAGAUGUUGGGGCCCAUUCUGCCCUUUGUAUACAACCUGUUUCUAGUGCUAAAUGUGUAUAUUCCUUUUUUUUUAAAAUAUGUUUUCCUUUCUAUAAAUAACUCCUUUUCUCAGGUAAGAUAAGUUGUGACUUCUUGUUUAUCAAAGUUAUGCUGUAUUUCCUUUAAAAUCUGUUUCUCUUAAUGAAAAGGAGCUAGUUCUUGAAAAGCUUAAGAAGUGUAUCACUGUUGUGGAGUUUUUUAUUUUUUUCCUAAACUCAUGUGGUUCCAAAUAGUUGUAGGAAUCAAACCAAUAACAAACACAGACUGUGUUUAAUAUCAAGGUGAUUUUCAGUAGGUUGUCUUACACAACUAAGGAGGGAAAAUGGAGCUCUAAUUUUUGGAAAUGUGUUUCAAAAAUGGUAGACAUUUUUAGUGGUUGGAACUGGUUUCUGAGAGGUUGGUGAAAUAACAUUAAAGGUUCUGUUCACUUUAAGUCACUUGAGUUCAUGCCCCAAAAAAUACAUGAUGAAAGAAAGCAUCUGUCCUAUGUGGUGUUUGCUGCCUAAAUGCAUAAUGUGUCUUGUGAUCUUUCCCAAGGGAAAGAUGAAGAAUACAUAUCAGAUCAUAAAAUAAAAUGAAAAAUAAUCAUUACUGGUGUUCAGCUGACUUGUUCAAAUCAGAGGCAUUCCUUGUUAUUAGAUACAUUUCACUCAUUUAUGACUUCUUUUUCUUUCUUCAUCACCUCUGCAGCAACUCUUACAAUGUAUAUCCAUACUAUUUUAUUCAUGUGAGUUCAGUGUCAAUGGCCCCAAACUGAAGGAUUUUACAGUUUUGCUUUUUUUUUUGGUUGAAGUAGUACAAAAUGUCAAAAAUUAGAAGGAAGGUCACAGUGGAAAAUACCAAGACCAUAUCUGAUAGCACAUCCCGAAGACCCAGUGUGUUUGAAAGGCUUGGACCCAGCACUGGAAGUACUGCAGAGACACAGUGCCGUAACUGGCUGAAGACUGGCAACUGCCUCUAUGGGAACACAUGUAGAUUCGUACAUGGCCCUUCACCACGAGGUAAAGGCUAUAGCAGCAGUUAUAGAAGGUCACCAGAAAGACCCACUGGAGAUCUUCGGGAAAGAAUGAAGAACAAACGUCAAGAUGUUGAGGCAGAGCCACAGAAACGAAGUACAGAGGAAUCAUCCUCUCCUGUUAGGAAAGAGUCUUCACGAGGAAGACAUAGAGAAAAGGAGGAUAUCAAAAUUACAAAGGAGCGAACGCCAGAAAGCGAAGAGGAAAAUGGGGAUUGGGAAACAAAUAGAGAAGACUCUGAUAAUGGCGAUGUUAAUUAUGAUUAUGAUCACGAGCUGUCUUUGGAAAUGAAGCGCCAAAAGAUUCAGAGAGAACUCAUGAAAUUGGAACAAGAAAACAUGGAGAAACGGGAGGAAAUAGUAAUUAAAAAAGAGAUUUCUCCAGAGGUGGUUAGAUCUAAAUUAUCACCAUCACCACGAAAGUCUAGCAAAUCUCCAAAACGAAGAUCCAGUCCCAAAUCAUCCUCUUCAACUAGUAAGAAAGAGAAGAAAGCAUCUACUGUAUCUUCACCACUUUUGGAUCAGCAGAGGAGUUCUAAAAGUAACCAGAGUAAAAAGAAAGGUCCUCGUACCCCUAGCCCUCCUCCUCCAGUACAAGAGGAAACUCCCCUAGGGAAAAAACACAAAGAAAAACAUAAAGCAAAAGAACGUUCAGAAGAAAAGGCAAGGGAGAUGAAAGAGAGAGGGCGUGACUUCGAAAGGCACAAGGAGAAAAAGGAGAAGCAGAGGGAUCCCUCUGAAAGCUCCCGUAGACAGAAGCGUUCUCCUAGUCCUGUAGAUCAUUCUGGCAGUAAUUCUUCCCCUUCCAGGGAGUAUUCACCACCUGCUGCAAGGAGAAGACAAACCUCUCGAGCACCAGCCAAGUCAACCACUCACAAACAUAAUUUCUCACCCUCUCGCAGAUCUGCUUCCCCAUCAGGUCAGCAUCAUUCUCCCAUAUCCUCCAGACAUCAUUCCUCUUCAUCACAGUCAGGUUCCUCUGUACAAAGACAUUCUCCUUCCCCACACCGCAAAAGAACUCCUUCUCCGUCCUAUCAAAGGACAACUUCGCCACCUGCAAGGCGAUCAUCUUCUCCCUAUCCCCCACACUCUUCCUCCCCACCUCAGAGGAAGCGAAGUCCUUCAAGACACCGAUCUCCUGGAAGAGAAAAGGGAAGACAUGAUCGCGAUCGGACUUCACAGUCUCACGAUAGGCGCCACGAAAGGCGGGAUGAAACUAGAGGGAAAAGAGAAAAAGAAAGAGAAACAAGAGAUGAUCGUGAUUAUGACCAAGAGCAGAGUAGCUCCAGGGAUCAUAGAGAUGACAGAGAGUCUCGUGAUGGAAGAGAUCGGAGGGACACAAGAGACAACAGAGAUCGGAGGGAGCCAAGGGAAUCCAGAGAUACUCGAGACUCCAGAGAUACGAGGGAUUAUAGCAGAGAUACCAAAGACAGUCGUGAUCAGAGAGACUCACGCUCCACACGGGAUUCCCAUGACUACAGAGACAGAGAGAGUCGUGAUGCCCAUAAAAAGGAUGACCAGUAUCAAGAGGACUUGCGCAGCUAUGGAAGAUCCCAUGGCAGAGAGGAGAGCUCUCGUGCUGAAGCAAGGAAUGAUUCCAGAAGUGACUCCAGAAAUGAGAGCAGAAGUGAUAGAACCGGCAGAAGUCGAGGCAGAGGGCCAGAAUUAUCUGACAAAGGAAGUCGAGGGACUAGAGGAUCCCAGGUUGAUGGUCACAGCAGUAGUGGAAACUACCAUGACAGCUGGGAGUCAAGGAGUAGCUAUGCUGAUCGGGAUCGCUAUGACAGCAGAGAUCAAGCAAGGGAUUCCUCCUUUGAAAGAAGACAUGGUGAAAGGGAUAGGCGUGACAACAGAGAAAGAGUUUUCCCUCUCUUGGCAGACCAGAGGGCAAGCUCGCCAGUACGACAUCAAGGACGAAGUGAUGAUCUCGAGCGGGAUGAAAGAAGAGAAGAGCGAAGGGUGGAUCGGUCUGAUGAUAGGAGAGAUGAAAGGGCCCGGGAGAGAGAGCGAGAAAGGGAGAGGGAUCGGGAAAGGGAAAGAGAAAGAGACCGGGAGAGAGAAAGGGAGAAAGAAAGAGAGUUGGAACGAGAUCGUGCUCGGGAACGGGAGAGGGAGAGAGAGCGGGACAAAGACAGGGAUCGCGAGCGGGACCGAGACAGGGACCAUGACAGGGAAAGGGAACGAGAGAGGGAGAGGGAGAAGGAGCGGGAACGGGAGCGUGAGGAACGCGAAAGGGAGCGAGAACGAGAAAGAGAUCGGGAGCGGGAACGCGAAAGGGAGAGAGGUCGAGACAGAGAUAAAGAAAGAGACCGCCAGAGAGACUGGGAUGACAAGGAAAAAGGAAGGGAAGACCGCAGGGAUAAGAGAGAAGAUAUCCGAGAAGAAAGAAGCUCAAGAGAUGUCCAUGAGGAAAGAAAAUCCAAGAAGCGUCACAGAAACGAAAGCAGUCCAAGUCCUCGUCAGUCACCCAAACGUCGCCGUGAUCACUCUCCUGACAGUGAUGCUUACAACAGUGGAGAUGAUAAAAAUGAAAAGCACAGACUUCUGAGCCAGGUUGUGCGGCCUCAGGAAUCUCGGUCACUGAGCCCCUCUCAUGUUACAGAAGAGCGGCAGAGUCGCUGGAAAGAAGAAGAGCGAAAAUCGGACAGAAAGGAAAGUUCCCGGCGUUAUGAAGAACCAGAGUUUAAAGAGAGGGUUUCUUCAGCAGAUAAGCAAAGGGAACAACCAGAUGCUUCAGAAGGCUCCCGGUCCAGGGUUCAGGAAAAUCUUGGACACCGUCCCUCUGAAGAAAGAGAUGCUUCUGAUAGAAUGCAUGAUGACAGCAAGAAGAAGUCUAAGGUACAGAAAAAGGCCACAAAGAAGAAGAAAGAUGAUGACAGUGGGGUUGAAAGGUACACUAAUGAAUCAACAACUGAGGAAAGCCAGGUCUUUUCACCCAAGAAAGGUCAGAAAAGGAAAAAUGUAGAGAAAAAGCGGAAGAGAUCCAAGGGUGAUUCAGAAGUUUCUGAUGAAGAAAUUGUUCCACACCAUAAAAAGAAAAAAGGUCCAAGAACCCCUCCUGUAACUAAAGAUGAAUUGGUUGAAGCACCACCUGAGAAAGCUGUGGCAGAAGUCCCCACAAAAAGAGAAGAUACAACAUUUAGUGACUGGUCAGAUGAAGAUGUUCCUGAACGUGGUGACAUUGUUGUUCCAGAAAGAAGCACUGAUGAUUCCCAUAGAAAAAGUCACAGGACGAGGGGAGAAAAGGUGGAAGCCCCUCAUGUUACUAUAGAGGAUGGACCACAUCGUAAACCUGUGGAUCAGAAGCGCAGCAGCAGCCUUGGUAGCAAUCGGAGCCAUGCCUCGAGCAGACUUAGAUCCCCUUCCAAUGAGUCAGCGCAUCGCAGUGGAGAUGACCAGACUGGACGGAAGAGGAUCCUGCACAGUAGCUCUAGAGACAGAGAUAGGGACAGGGACAGAGAGAAGAAAAACUUAGAAAUCACUGAACGGAAGUCUAGAAUUGAUCAGUUGAAACGAGGGGAACCCAGUCGCAGCACAUCUUCAGAUCGUCAAGAUUCAAGAAGCCACAGUUCAAGAAGAAGUUCUCCUGAAUCAGAUCGUCAGGUCCAUUCCAGAUCGGGGUCCUUUGAUAGCAGGGAAAGGCUUCAGGACCGAGAUCGACAUGACCACGAUCGAGAACGAGAGAGAGACAGGAGAGAGGGAAGACAGAGAGACUGGGACCGAGAUAUUGACAAAGACUGGCCAAGGAGCCGGGAACGAGAGAGACUCAGAGAGCGAGAGAGAGAGAGGGAGAAAAGACGGGAGCUGGAGAGAGAGAGAGACAGACAACUGCCUGAUACUGCUGAAAGAGAGAGAGAGAGAACUCUUGACAUCUCCUCUCAAAAGGAGUCGACAAAGCAUAGUGAAACAAAAAUGGACAGAGAUCAUGAAAAGGAGUUUGACGGAGUUUGUCGGGAUUCAGCAGCUUCAGAGAAGGAAAAAGCAGACAAGGAUUUAGGACCUUUACAAGGUUUUGAAGAUGGAAAUGAGGCCGAAAAGGUAGAGAGUUUAGAAGGAGGAGAGGAUGAAACAAAGACUAAUGAUGUACAGUCACUGGGUUCUGGUGCUGGAGAAUACGAGCCAAUCAGUGAUGAUGAACUGGAUGAAAUUCUGGCAGGUGAUGCUGAAAAGCGUGAGGAUCAACAGGAGGAUGAGAAGAUGCCUGAUCCAGUGGAUGUUAUAGAUGUAGAUUGGUCCAGUCUUAUGCCAAAGCAACCAAAAGAACCACGUGAGCCUGGGGCUGCUCUUUUAAAAUUCACACCAGGUGCUGUUAUGUUGAGAGUUGGCAUUUCCAAGCGAUUGGCGGGACCAGAGCUCUUCAGCAAAAUAAAAGAGACUUGCCAGAGAGUGUUAGAAAAACCUAAAGAUGCAGAAAACCUUUUUGAACAUGAACUGGGGGCAUUGAACAUGGCUGCGCUUCGACGAAAAGAAGAGAGAGCAGGUCUUCUCAGUAAUCUGGGUCCCUGCUGCAAAGCGCUGUGCUUUCGGAGAGAUUCUGCAAUUCGUAAGCAGCUGAUGAAGAAUGAAAAGGGUGCAACAAAACAAACUUACACAAAUUCCGCAGCAAUGGACAGUGACUUGUUACGGUUAAGUCUACGGUUAUUCAAACGAAAGACUGUGUGCCAGGUUCCUGGGCAGGAAAAGACAGAGGACAGUAAAAUUCCACAACCGGCUAUCCAGCAAGAAGUGUGUGUGACUUGAGCAAAUGACUGCCAUGGCACUUACUAGUUGAUUUCUCACUACCAGUGUUGGUGUUGCUGUUUAGAACUGGUUGGUUGGAAAGCGACUGUAGAAGAUAGAAGAAAAUACUCCGUUUGUGCACAGAUAAGAAUUACUGGCUUUGGAUGUGAAUAAGAGGAGUUAAAAAUAAAGACUUGUGUGUGAAGGUCUCUGCAA